AUGAAAGCAGCAAGUGUUACAGAUAACACUCAUUACCAAUCUUGUUAUUCUUCACCUUCAAUGGGAACUGUCUAUGCAAAUAUGGAUUCUUUAUCACUUAACUAUGCCGCUUCUUCAUCUCAAGACUUCUAUGUCUCUAAGGAGGGUACUAAUACUAACUGGUCUUCCCCACUUAUGAGAGAAUGUUAUCUUACAAGAAACUUUGAAGAAAACAACCAUAGUGAUGAUGCUGGGGAAAGUAAUGGUUCUGAUUCUGGUGAUGGUGUUGAGGAAAACAGUGACAAAAUUGACCUUAAUGAAGACCCGAACCCUAAUGAGAAUAAUAGCGGACAUUCUAAACUAUGUGCAAGAGGUCAUUGGAGACCCGCAGAAGAUUCAAAGCUCAAAGAACUUGUUGCUCUUUAUGGUCCUCAGAACUGGAACCUCAUUGCUGAAAAGCUACAAGGAAGAUCAGGUAAGAGUUGUAGGCUUAGAUGGUUCAACCAGUUAGAUCCAAGAAUAAAUAGAAGAGCUUUUAGCGAGGAAGAGGAAGAAAGACUAAUGCAAGCUCAUAGGAUUUAUGGCAACAAAUGGGCUAUGAUUGCAAGGCUUUUCCCUGGAAGAACUGAUAAUGCAGUUAAGAAUCACUGGCAUGUUAUAAUGGCUAGAAAGUACAGAGAACAAUCAAGUGCUUACAGGAGAAGGAAGCUGAAUCAAUCAGUUUACAGAAGAAUAGAAGACAAUGCAACAAGCUUUGUCUCAAGAGACAUAGAUCCAGUUUCUUCAUCCUAUUGUGCUUUCAACUUCCCAAAUGGCAAUAACAUAACUAGUUUUCCUUAUCCAUAUUUUCAUGGUGGUGUUGAGUGUGGCUUAAAUGGUUCAUCUUCCAUGAAUGGUGUCAAAGAAACAAUCUCAAGCUACAAACAGUCCCUUUCUCCUAUUGAUUUCUUUUCAGGUGCGGAUAGAAAUUUGUAUAAUCAACCAAUGAGUUUCUGCCAUAAUUAUCCCCAAUAUAUGAUGCCAAUGCAACAACAACAAGAAAGCAACAUUCACAACAUUCACAGUACUAAUAUUUAUAGUUUCUCAUCAAAUUCAACCACAGCAGCGACAAAAGCACAAAUAUUGAACAGUGAAGUUUCACUAUCAUCAGUGGCAGCAGUAGAAAGAGAUCAAGUUCUGAUGAGUAAUCCCCCUCCUCCUUCAGAUGCAACUCCAUUUAUUGAUUUUCUUGGAGUAGGAGCCACAUGA
This is a messenger RNA of Lathyrus sativus (Indian pea), 1227 nucleotides long. Lineage: Eukaryota; Viridiplantae; Streptophyta; Magnoliopsida; Fabales; Fabaceae. The record is from the annotation of a GenBank genome assembly.